AUGUUACUGUUACAACCAGAGAAUUUAUUGAUUGAGAAAACCUUUACAAAGGCUUUGGCUGUGGGAUAUGUCCCGAUGACUCUUGACCGGAUUGUCACGGACUUCGACUUUACCGCAUAUCACAUCUCAACGCCACAGGAGAAAACGGGGAUCCUCCUUUCUGUGGCUAUCAAAUGCUGGAAUGAUUUGGUUGCACACGGAACCACAGAAUUGCUCGACACGAUUUACUCGAAGUAUUCAGCCUUUUUGCAAAUUCUCUCCGAAGAUAAUGCCGAGCCGGGCUACAAUUAUAGUCUCUACAUCCAAUUGGACAAAGCCAAUUUGGCUACGGAGGAAGAAAAGUUUACUCUCAUCAAAGAUUUAUCUUUGUUAAAGAGAAACAGCUUUGCGGCACCAUUCCUUGAAGCAUUUAAGAAAUACACAGAGUUGGCCGAGGAGCAACCUGCUGAUCCAAACAACAUUUAUGGAGAAGACUCCGCAACAAGGUCCGAUGGAAAAGUGAUUGCACUAAAUUACAGAGAUCGUGAAUCAAUUUUCAUCAAGCCAUCAAAUGAUCGUGUUACCGUGAUUUUUUCGACAAUCUUUAGUGACGAAACUGAUAGGGUGUUCUCUAAAAUUUUCUUACAGGAGUUCAGUGAUGCAAGAAAGAGAUCCAUUCAAAAGGCACCUCAGGUGAUCAAUUCUCACCACGAGAUUCCAUUAGAGAUCCAGAGCUUGGAGAAGGAGAACAACGAUAACAAAUCAUACAUCACAUUUGUUCUAUUUCCUAGACAUCUCAGUACGGAAGAAGUCCAAUGGAAUACCAUCACUCAGAUAGGGACUUUUAGAUCUUAUUUUCAUUACCAUAUUAAGAUUGUCAAGUGCUACCUACACCAGAGAAUGAGAUUUCGUGUUCAAAGCUUCACGAAGGUUCUAAACAGAGCCAGAAGAGAAGUUUCUGAGGAAGAGCACAAAGCAGAAAGAAAGACUGCCAGCGGAAGACGUUUUGAGCAGCGCAAUUGA
Messenger RNA from Brettanomyces nanus, 1002 nucleotides. RefSeq lists its product as uncharacterized. NCBI's taxonomy places the organism in Eukaryota, Fungi, Ascomycota, Pichiomycetes, Pichiales, Pichiaceae. Gene Ontology annotation, biological process: actin filament polymerization; Arp2/3 complex-mediated actin nucleation. The transcript has a single exon. The record is from RefSeq and is a predicted model, not a curated record. Bases 1 to 1002 code for a protein of 333 amino acids. Gene Ontology annotation, molecular function: actin filament binding; structural constituent of cytoskeleton. Gene Ontology annotation, cellular component: Arp2/3 protein complex; actin cytoskeleton.